This is a messenger RNA of Morone saxatilis (striped sea-bass), 1286 nucleotides long. Its product is annotated as G2/M phase-specific E3 ubiquitin-protein ligase-like. The transcript has 5 exons. Lineage: Eukaryota; Metazoa; Chordata; Actinopteri; Moronidae. The annotation marks the transcript as partial. The record is from RefSeq and is a predicted model, not a curated record. Gene Ontology annotation, molecular function: ubiquitin-protein transferase activity.
AGGGCACAGCAGCAUGACCAUUUCAACAAGGACGUAAUACUACUUCCUAAUCAAUCAUGGGGAGUAGUGUGCAAACAAGGUCCAAAAUCAUGGCUUACACAAACAUGGACACAUCCUCAGUGCCUUUGAAUUCCAGAAGGACUGGGACCACCAGACUGUUUUAGAAAGCAUCAGGGAUGGCUUUGGUGAGCACAUUCCAGACGAUGUCAGCCUCCAGUUUCUCAUGGCUUGUGGCAAUAAGCUGGUGUUCCCAAAGCUCCAGGGUGGUCAGGAGCUAAAUGGGAUGCUAAUUCACAAGGUCUUUAAAACCAAAGCCCUGUAUGUGAGACCAUCAAGGACCCUUUUAAUUGACUCCGAAGAAGAAAAUGACUGUUCUCCCGUUACUACCAGAUCAACAUUAAGCAUGCGCAUAACUAAGGGGAGCGAUGAUGAUUGUGUUGAAGUUGAUGGUCCUCAGAUUUGCACAGACAUGAACAGUAAUGGCACCACCAGGGCUGCUACCAGGUUUAGAGUAAUGAGAAGUAAUGAGUAUCCCAGUACUAACAGUUAUGAUGGAGAUGGCAAACCUGGCACUAGUACUGGUCAUGAAGACAGCUAUGGCUCCAAUCACACCGUCAGCACCAGUGGUGAUGAUGGAGGCUACCUUGCAAAAGGUGAUGGGAACCCUGGCACCAGGUGCUACCACAACUGAUCAUGUGAGUGACUACGCCCGAUAUUUGACACUCGUGGCUACUCUUCCGCCUGACUCUUCAGAUGAUGAGGAAUUAAACCAAGCCAUAAUUGCCAGUAUGGAGAGUCAAAUUGCAGAAAAGGUCCCGGUCCAAGAGAUACUGCUGGAACUGUCAAGCAAAAUUAGCACAAAACGGCAGUGCAAAUUUAAUAUAAAUCGCUCUGCUGUCUGGGAGGGAGCCAUGCGGGGCUUCCAAAGGGUAUCCUACGACCCCAACUUGAUGAUCAGUGUAAAAUUUUCUGAUGACAUGGGGAGAAAUGAAGAAGGGGUUGAUUUAGGAGGACCAAGAAGGGAAUUCUUAAGGCUGCUGAUGGAGACUAUUGCCAGGUCACCAAUGUUUGAAGGAAAAGAAAACAGCAAGAACUUGGCUCUUGACAGUACUGCUCUAAGAGAGGACUGGUACUACAUUGCUGGCAAAGCCAUUGCAGUGAGCUUGGUACAUGGCGGUCCACCACCAAACUUCCUCUCGCCAACAGUAUUUUGUCUUCUGGUCAGUUCAGCAAAUCCAAAACUAGAAUACAUAGCUGACACAGAACUCUUGGAAAAAGUCAAAAAG